Molecule: messenger RNA, 4226 nt
Organism: Volvox carteri f. nagariensis
Lineage: Eukaryota; Viridiplantae; Chlorophyta; Chlorophyceae; Chlamydomonadales; Volvocaceae
Exons: 14
Coding region: 223-3984 (1253 amino acids)
Molecular function (GO): protein binding
Source: RefSeq, a predicted model, not a curated record
UCAACUUUCCUCUAUGGCACGUUACCUGUUAUGACGAUUUAUUCAUCGCUUUGUCCGUAAAACAAAACUUGUCGACAUUAUUAUCGUCAUAUUUGGUACGCUCUAUGAAACGUAACUGACCGUUGUCAUGCUGCUGGAAUGCUGAGCCGCGCUCAGCCGCGUGGAAUGUUACACGGAAGGACGUGAAGAGGGCCGGCACAAGGGAAACCGUGCAUCUUAAGAAUGGAUCAUGGCCACGCGCAAGGGGGAAAAGCGGCCAUCGACCCCCAUGAUGUGACGGACGUGCUGCAGCAGGCGUUAUGGGAGCUUAAGCGGCUGAAAAACCAACUCGCAAAGCCGUAUGCGACUCGCUCGACCGUCGCCGCGAACAUCGCGCGGCUGGAGGACGACAUACGCCGGCAAGCCCUGGCCAUCGCACAUGCCACCGGCGUGGAGGCAUCACUGGCGCUGCCUGCCCCCAGUCCACCGCCCGUGGGGCUGUCCCUCCACCCCAAAGCGCCAGCGCACCUUCCGCCGCCCAGUACAAUACGGGCGGACCAGUUCCUCGCCACCCGCAGCGGGCCGCUGUUGGACAAUCCCAUUACAGAAACAGCGCGACAGUACCUCCAGGAGCGAUUUGCUGUCCCGUAUCAGCCCAAGCAGCCGCCACCUCCCGGCAACCUGGCCAAGGGCCGCACCCCCGCCGCGGCCCCUGGAGUCAUCCUCCCAAAACACAUCCGCGAGGACCCGCAUGGCCUGCCACCGCCUGAGGUGACCGACUUGGAGCUGGACAAAGGGCUACUGCAUGUGCUCAACCGGGGGCUGCUACCGGCCAGGUCCGACCUCACACCGGCACUGUGCGGAGCGACAGGACCUAUUCGCACAGCGCCCGUGCCUGUGCACCCCUACCAGAAGCAGUUUGAACGGGGUCCCGUAACCUCCGCACUGGAGGACGCACUGACGGUCAAGCAGGAUUUUAAGUUGGACUUGCUGACGCCCGUCAUCCGGCCGCAGCAGGAGUCCAAGCAGAUCUCGCAUCAUACGUUAUCCAUUGCCAGUGUGGCGGGCGGCGGCAUUAUGGCGCAGCCCCGGCCGCCCCACGCGCCCGUAUACUUCCCCGGUGUUGACAGCUCCUCGGAACCCCAGUCCGGAUCUCAGUAUCGACAGUCCGUUUCCGGCUUGGACGCGCAACAACAGCAACAGGCGGCGGGUACGGCUCCAUCGAGGGCAUUUGAGUCGCUGAUGGAUGCAUUCAGUCUGCAUGAGGUGAUGAUUCGCAAGGGUGCCGUCGUCCGCGACACGCCCGAGUUCGAGUCCUAUCAGCGCACCUUUACGUCCGUGUGGCCGGUGGUGGAAGGGUUGCUGCAGCACCUGGCAGCGCUGUGCGCUCAGUACGCGGUGCCGCUGGCGGUGGUCAACGGGAAGAGCCUCGCGGACUUGGCAGAGCAGGUGGGCGCCGCCGGCUACCAGCCCGCCAUGGAGGACCUGCUAGUUUGCUUGACAAACAUACAAGAGGUGGCGGCACUGCUCAAGCAGCCGGGAAGGCGGUUCCUAGGUCCCGGGGGCCGUGACGCCGCCGCGCAGCUCAUUCAGGCGCAAUACCGCGGCCACCUCGCGCGCCGCAAGGACAGCGUCCGUGGUCAAGCUUCCCUUAAGAUCCAGCACGCCUGGCGCACCAGCCGGCUGCGCAAGCAGCUGCGCGAGCGCAUGCGGAUGGCUCGCCUGGAGCGCGACAUGCGCUUCACGGAGCUGCGGGACCAGCUGGAACAGCAGUGGCCGCUCAUGCAGAGCAAUGCGCACGUCGUAGUGCACGUGCCCAAUCUACUGCCGACGCCGGUGGUGGCCCCCGGCGAUUCAGCACCACAGCGAAGGCCGGAGCCCCAUCUCAUCCAGGCCAUGUUGCUGAGGGAGGCGGCCCAGCUGGCGCGGCUGUGCGAUUUGGCAGAGCCGCUGGUGGACUUGAUCCUGGUGCUGCCCUCGCCCCCCGACCCGGAGGUGAUGCACUACUGGAACAAGCUGCUGGAGGUCGGAGGCGUCAGGGACCCUGCCAGCAGAUACAGGAUUGUGGUGCCCGAGAACUACGUGCGGCUGCCUGGCCACAUGUCCGUCACUGCCAAGCUGCUAUCCUCGCCACGAGCGCUGAAGCGCAUCGCCGCCGCCGUGCACGGCCGUCUUGCGUAUAUCGUGCCGGGCAACGUGCACGACGAGGAGGUGGAGCUGUCGGUGCACCUGGGGGUGCCACUGCUGGGACCUUCGCCAUCCGUAUGCAGGGCGCUCAGUAGGAAGUCGGCCGCGAGGGAAUUAUUCAAAACCAUCGAUGCCAAUAUCGCCCCUGGCUGCGCCAUCCGGCCUCAGCACGCCUCCACCGCUUCACAUCAGCUCAAUCCGCAGCUACAGGCGCUCACACGUUCCGGCAGAGACAGCGGCGAUGGCGCCACAGGUGACAUCCUGACCACGCCCCUCCGCGCUGGCACCGCUUUCGCCUUCGCUCCCGACGGUGAGCUUAUCAUGCGGGAGCCCAUGUCCGGGGACGCGGUACACGGCAGUGCCGCCGCGGCCGCUGCCGGAAGCGGUAGCCCACCGCCGCGGGGCUCUUCCUCCUUCGAGCAUGACGAGCAGCGCAUUUUGAUGACGCUAGCUGAGGCCAUGGUACGGCACCCGCUGGUGCCGAAAUGGCUGUUCAAGAUCGACGAUGAGAUCAUGGGCAUGGGUCACGCCUUCUUCGAUACGGCCUCCAUUAAGGGCUGUGAUGGGGUGCUGGAGCGCGUUAUCGGGGAGGUUACGGGCAGCGGGCCCCGCUCCCCCGGCGACGCGUUGCGUUUGGAGCUGGGUCUUAGUGGCAGCGGCGACGGUGGUGGGGCAGCCACUGGAGGCAGCGUGCCGCCGCUGACGGAGGUACAGCGUGUGGCGAUGUUCCGGCUGUAUGAACUGUUAUUCCGACAGCUGCCUCGCCGCCUGCAUCUCACCUGCCGUGAGUCGUACCCGACGUAUCGCGAUUACGUGACAACACUGGCACGCCGUGGCGGCGUGUUGGAGGGCUGCCCGCACAUGGCCGUUGGCUCGCCGUGUGCCAACCUGUUCAUCGACCCCAACGGCGCAGUCACGGUGCUAUCCACACACGAGAAGAUUUUCUGCUACCCAUACCGUGCCGUCGGCACGACGUUUCCGCAGUCCUCCGUACCGCACCGAGCACUGUAUGACGCGGCCCUGGCGGUUGGGCGCUCCGCGUAUACGGCGGGAUUGUUGGGUCACGUGAUGGUGGAUUUUGUGACGCUGCUGGAGCCGCCAGGGGGAGGAGCUGAUGUGCCACCACCGGGCAGCGCUAACAACCCCGGCGGGCUGCGGCUAUGGUUGGUGGACUUGCGGCCCGGCAUCACGCCGUCGCUUACAGCUUUCCAACUGUUUGAUUUCCUGGCAGCCGGCACCUUCAACCCCAUGACUGGAGCUUACCUAGUGGAAUUGGACCCCAUCGAGGACACCGAUCAGGGAGGGGACGAGGACGGCCGGGGGCAGGGCAAGAACGUGAUGCCACCGGGGGCCGAUGCCAUGGCGCUUGGCCCAGCACCUCAGUCGCUGCGGUACUACUUUGUGCUGGACCAGCUGCAGCAUCCCGCUAUUAGGUCCAUGCCAUGCUCAAAGUUCUUCUACUACUGCUGGCAGCACGGCUUCCACUUCGACGUGGAUCACCGGCAGGGUGUCAUCUUCAACCUGUCGGACCGCUACCUAACCAGCGGCGCGCUGGGCUGCAUGACAGUGGGCCUCACGCCGGCCUCCACCUACAGUGUCAUGCAGCGUGUGCUGUCCUUCAUAUCCGCUACGGAGCUGGACGCGGCGCAGCGCUCCGACUGGUCGCUCACCGUGGAGGCAACCACCUUCCAGGACGUGCAGGCGCUGGUCAAGUUCAUGGCGGAGCAGAGCGCCAGCCAGGAGCGGGAGGCGCGCGUGGGGCAUGGACUGCAUGUACCGGGCGCGGGGUUGGCCGGAUUCGGGCGCGGGGCCGCAUAAGGGUUCUGGGUGGUGAAUUUUGCACGUCCUUGAUUUCAUUAGCUCUCCUGCGUGGGAAAAGGAAGUAAGAUCUCUCCGCGGUGCGACGAUGAGGAUGCGAUGGGGCACGGUGCGCCCAAGGGUUGCAUCGCCGGACUGAGGUUAGAUGUGUGGAUGUACGGCAUCAUGGCGUAUAGCCAGGCGAUGCCAUGAUGAGCUUGGGGUGACGGAACUACCAAAUUGACGUGGUGUGGCAGUUGUUG